CAUGCAAUUAAGAAAAACUUAUAUAAGAGAUUUGAGCCAAUUCUCCUAUUUCUCACUCUUGUUAAAGAAGCUUGCUUAAUUAAACACCCAAUCCAGCUGCUCCAUUAUUUUGCCCAUCUUCUUAUAUAUGCAAAAACUCAUGCUUUUUUGAAACCUCAACUUACCCACAUUUUACUCUUUCUCACACAUAUUCUCUUCACCUUCAGUUCUUACUCUUAACAAAACCCAACUAUCAACAUGGUUAAUGAAAACGGAGAAAACGGGGUGACAAAAUUCUACACCAACGGACACACUACGUUCGAUCUCAACGUGAAACAAGUAGGAGAACCAACAUUGGUACAACCAGCAGAGGAAACUCCAAAGGGUUUAUACUUCCUAUCAAACUUAGACCAAAACAUCGCGGUCAUUGUACGUACAAUAUAUUGCUUUAAGUCAGAGGAAAAGGGAAAUGAGUUAGCAGGAGAAGUGCUAAAGGAGGCACUUUCUAAGGUGUUGGUGCACUUCUACCCUUUGGCUGGACGGCUAACCAUUAGCCCUCAAGGGAAGCUCAUCAUAGAUUGCACCAACGAUGGCACCCAAGGCGCGGUUUUCGUGGAGGCCGAGGCCGAUUGUAACGUGGAUGAAAUUGGUGACUCUACUAAGCCUGACCCUAUUACUCUUGGAAAAUUGGUUUAUGAUAUUCCUGGUGCUAAAAAUAUCCUUGAAAUUCCUCCUCUUGUUUCUCAGGUGACAAAGUUCAAGUGUGGAGGGUUUACACUAGGCCUAUGCAUGAACCAUUGUAUGUUUGAUGGAAUAGCAGCCAUGGAAUUCGUAAACUCGUGGGGCGAAACAGCCCGAGGACUAUCCCUUAACAUAACACCCUUCCUAGACAGGGCAAUCCUAAACACGCGAGACCCCCCUAAGGUUGAGUUCAAGCACCAAGAAUUCGAGGAAAUUGAGGACAUCUCUGGCACCAGUAACUUGUACAAUGAGGAAAUGCAAUACCGGUCAUUCUGUUUUGAACCAAAACACUUAGAGAAGCUUAAGGCGAAAGCAAUGGAAGAUGGAACCUUAAAGAAAUGCACAACUUUUGAAGCACUCUCAGCAUUUGUGUGGAGGGCUAGAAGCAAGGCACUUCAGAUGGAGCCUGAUCAAAAGACUAAGCUACUUUUCGCGGUUGAUGGCAGAUCAAAAUUUAAUCCUCCUCUACCAAAAGGGUACUUUGGAAAUGGAAUUGUCCUCACAAACUCUAUCUGCCCUGCAGGGGAACUGAUAGACAAUAACCUGUCUUACGGCGUAAAGCAAGUACAAGAGGCCAUCAAAAUGGUUACCGAUGACUACAUGAGAUCAGCAAUUGAUUAUUUCGAAACAACAAGAGCAAGGCCUUCUUUGAGCUCAACUCUUUUGAUCACUACUUGGUCUAGACUGUCAUUUCAUACCACAGAUUUCGGGUGGGGUGAGCCGGUUAUAUCAGGACCUGUAGCACUGCCUGAGAAAGAGGUUAUACUGUUUCUGUCUCAUGGAAAUGAGAGAAAAUCUAUCAAUGUGCUACUGGGAUUGCCUGUUUCGGCCAUGAAACGUUUCGCAGACCAGCUGCAAGAGGCUGAUUAAAGCUAAAUUCAGAGGAAUAUAUACAUAUAUUUGGGAAAUUAUAUAUCUGUUACAAUUUUUAUUAUAAAGUUGAUCUGUUGAUCAUCAGUUUAUUAUUGUCAUUCUACUGAUAGUAUUUAUAUUGUUUGUCUAGUACUAGUGGUAUGAUAUUGUUUGUCCUCUGUUAAAUAUUGAAUUUUUAGGUCAUUUUAUUUUCAUGGAAAAAUGUUGAUGAGUGAUGACCAACAAGUUGGAAAUAAAGUUAUUGUCAUUUUAUGUUUUUGUCAAGAUGUUUAGUGCAGAAAUUGGUAUGAUGUGAUUUAUUUU
Messenger RNA from Chenopodium quinoa (quinoa), 1896 nucleotides. RefSeq names its product omega-hydroxypalmitate O-feruloyl transferase-like. Gene Ontology annotation, molecular function: acyltransferase activity, transferring groups other than amino-acyl groups. Bases 238 to 1590 code for a protein of 450 amino acids. Lineage: Eukaryota; Viridiplantae; Streptophyta; Magnoliopsida; Caryophyllales; Amaranthaceae. The transcript is spliced from 3 exons. The record is from RefSeq and is a predicted model, not a curated record.